Messenger RNA from Humulus lupulus (European hop), 1321 nucleotides. RefSeq names its product proteasome subunit alpha type-1-A-like. The transcript has 2 exons. NCBI's taxonomy places the organism in Eukaryota, Viridiplantae, Streptophyta, Magnoliopsida, Rosales, Cannabaceae. Gene Ontology annotation, cellular component: proteasome core complex; proteasome core complex, alpha-subunit complex. The record is from RefSeq and is a predicted model, not a curated record. Gene Ontology annotation, biological process: ubiquitin-dependent protein catabolic process. Bases 184 to 1041 code for a protein of 285 amino acids.
CGGAUGCAGUGAAUCGAAACUUGUUGAAGAGGAAAAGUGACGACAGUAUUCGAAAAACCCCACCAAUGGCUUGAAGAAAAAGAAAAGCUCUCCUAUUUAUUUUUUUUUCACGGUCUCACUCCGGAACUGAAAUCAGAGAGAGUGAGGCAUUUGUAGUGCGAAUCGUAAAACGACGACGUUAAGAUGUUUAGGAAUCAGUACGAUACGGAUGUGACGACGUGGAGUCCGGCGGGGCGAUUGUUCCAGGUCGAGUACGCCAUGGAAGCUGUCAAGCAAGGCUCUGCCGCCAUAGGGCUCCGAUCUAAGACCCAUGUGGUAUUGGCCUGUGUCAACAAGACCAAUUCCGAGCUUUCUUCUCACCAGAAGAAGAUCUUCAAGGUCGAUGACCACAUCGGCGUCGCCAUUGCCGGUCUCACAGCUGACGGUCGAGUUCUCUCCCGCUACAUGCGAUCCGAGUGCAUCAACUAUAACUACACCUACGAAUCGCCACUCCCCGUCGGCCGACUCGUUGUUCAACUCGCCGAUAAGGCCCAGGUGUGCACUCAACGCUCAUGGAAACGACCUUAUGGUGUUGGAUUGCUAGUUGGUGGGUUGGAUGAGUCUGGAGCUCACCUCUAUUACAACUGCCCAAGUGGUAACUACUUUGAGUAUCAGGCUUUUGCCAUAGGGUCUCGUUCACAAGCUGCAAAAACGUAUUUGGAACGCAGGUUUGAGAGCUUCAAGGACUCAUCACGGGAGGAUUUGAUAAAAGAUGCACUCAUUGCAACUAGGGAGACCUUGCAGGGAGAAAAGCUGAGGAGUUCCAUCUGCACAAUUGCUGUGGUAGGAGCCGGAGAGGCAUUCCACAUAUUAGAUCAGGAUACUGUCCAACAGUUGAUUGAUGCAUUUGAGAUUGUGGCAGAGGAAGAGGUUCCUGCCACCGAGCCUGGUGCUGAUGCUGAUCAAGAUGCUGCACCAGUGGAGGGUACUGCACCAGCAGAGGGUGCUCCUGCUGACCAGGGGGCUGCAGCUGAAGAAGGUGCGGCUCCUAUGGAUAUUUGAGGAUGCUAUAAACCAAUUUUCUAACAUGUAUUUGUUAGAUUACACUGAUGGUACAAUUGAAAAUGACAUUUUAUUGCUGGAUUACCCUUUACUCUUCUCUGUCCUUCCAGGGUGGUUUAUUUAUCGUUGCCUCAUCUAUGCGAACAGUCAAAUGGUUGCCAUUGGUGAACUUAAAUCUAAUUUAUCCUCUAUACUAGUUAUAAGUACUGAACUUGUUGGAUAUGCUCGAUUUCAUUUUGCAUAUGCUAUACAUUAUGCAGGUAGUUUUUUGUUUGGAAAA